This is a messenger RNA of Drosophila serrata, 1730 nucleotides long. RefSeq names its product CKII-alpha subunit interactor-3 (gene CkIIalpha-i3). The record is from RefSeq and is a predicted model, not a curated record. NCBI's taxonomy places the organism in Eukaryota, Metazoa, Arthropoda, Insecta, Diptera, Drosophilidae.
CCAAAUACGGUCACACUCGACACAUAAACAAUACAAAUCGUUCGCAAUAUAGCUGACUUUGGUAAAUUAAAUGGAAAAUCAUAAGAUAGUAAGCAUAUUUGCCUUGGGCCCCGCACCGCCUGGAUACCGUAAACCGAACUCAUCCCUCUUCAUCCACCUGGAAUCCCAACUGUUGACGAUUUCCCGUCGCAUGAAAUAUACAGCCGCUAGGAUUGACCGCUUGCGGGGUGCUCACCGCAUAGAGACAUGCACCGCAAUGCGUGAGACCAUCAAGGAGCAAGUGAUGAAGGCGAUCAAUGAUCAGAUCCAGGCACGCGAUAUUGUGGCCAAAUACAGCCUUAAGCUUAAAGCGCUGCAGGAAGCCGAGAUCAUGAAGGUGGUUAAGCAUAUGCAAAGAAUAGAUAGAAUCUGCCAGGAGAAGUGCACUAAGCUGGCCCAUCUUAGAGGAAUCAUCACGGAGGAGCAUGAUCCCGCCAAGGUCCGCUGCCAUCAGAAGGAAAUCUAUGCCCUGGUGAAGGCGCAGGAAAAGUUCAAGGAUCUGCGCGACCGCUGGAAGCUUCGUCUGACGCAGAUGGAGGCCGCCAAAGUCAAGUCACUAAAGCCUCCCAGCAGUAGCAAGUCGGUGAAUGCAAGCAAGAAGAUUUCUAAACCAAAACCUAAGACAGAUGCGAAAUCUACUAAUGUCGUGACGAAAAAUACAAUAACGAAUGCUUCCACACCAAAGCCAAAGACUGUUACGGAAGCCACUCGUAAAGUCACUUCGGAAAACACCAAUAAAAAAAUUUCAUCGCCUAAGUCAAAGGCAAAUACUAAAUCCAUACCCAAAACCGUGACUUUGAAAUCAAAAGAUGAGAUUGACAGUAGAAAUAAUGACAAGAUACGCUGCAAAAGAUGUGAUUUUCUUCAACGUACGAAUAAAAAUAAAAAGAAUUGCCCCAAGGUUUGCACAGUAUGCUUGAAAUGGGCUCAUAAGGUGUUACAAGAUGGUGUAGAGAUACUUCCUAAUAGAAAUAUACCAAACAAUAAUACAACGACUCCAAAUUCAGCUGUGACAACGCCUGCGAAAGAAAACGUGCAUACAAAUACUGAGUCCACGAUUUCAGUGGAAAUCGAACCUGUAACGGACUUUAACAUGAUCCGGGAAAGUGUAACACAAAUGGAUGUACCUGAACCUUCUGUAGAAAUUGAGCCUCUCGAUGAAACCAUGAACGAUGAAAUUAUGUCUGAUGUCAUAAAGGAAGACGAGACUGAGAUCUUUGCCAAGACGGAAUCAAUAGACAUCGAGGAAAUCCCCUUGAUUCAGGAAGACAAGACGGAAAUCGUUGCCAAGACGGACUCAAUAGACUUCGAUGAAAUCCGAUUGAUUCAGGAUGGGUUGAAGGCCAUCGAUAAUAAGAAUACUGCUUUGGCACAUGUGAGAAUUCUGCAGGAAUAUGCCAUGUUAAAUUAUAACUUUCGGGCCAUCGGCCUUUUGUCUGAAGUUGAAGCCUCCAUAAUAAUUCCAGAAAAAACUCCAAAUUUUGAGGGCUAGCUGUGAUCUUAGUUGAUGAUAACUUGAUAACUGAUAAUUUUAAGGUUCUGAAUGGAAAUAGAUAAUAAGCUUUACUUUAAAAGCUAACGAAAUGAGCAGUUAAACUGAAUUAACUUUAACUAAGGUGAUCCUACUGAAGUCAUUUAUAAUUUGAUAAUUUGCUGGUUCUACAACAGUUAUUAAGCUUAUAUUGCCAAAU